This is a messenger RNA of Rotaria sp. Silwood1, 654 nucleotides long. NCBI's taxonomy places the organism in Eukaryota, Metazoa, Rotifera, Eurotatoria, Philodinida, Philodinidae. The record is from the annotation of a GenBank genome assembly.
AUGUCUCAAUCAUCGAUUUAUAAACGACGUAAUACUAAAUGGCAAAAAAAAUCAUUAAUUACAUACGAUUGUCCUAUUUGUGUAACAACAAAUACACGUCAACUUCUUGAAUUACCAUGUGGUCAUAAUUUAUGUUUGUCAUGUCUUCACAUGAUAUGUGCUCAUUCAACAUUGGCCUGUCCAUUUUGUCGUUGUCGUCUUUCAACAUGGCUUCGUCGUAAUCCUGAUUAUUCGAAAUUAAUUAUUAAACGACAACCAACAACAAAAGCUGAAAAGAAAUAUAUUGUUAAACAACAAAAACAACAACAACAACAAAAACAAAAACAACAACAAGAACAACAACACCAACAAGAACAACAACGCCAACAAGAACAGCAACACCAGCAAGAACAGCAACACCAACAAGAACAACAACACCAACAAGAACAACAACACCAACAAGAACAACAACACCAACAAGAACAACAAGAACAACGACAACAACAAUCAAAACGUCCUUAUCAAUCAUCAAAAAUAAAACCAACAUUUGAUGAACAAGGUAAUAUAUCUGAUGAUUGGUUAUUAGCUCAUAAAAUUCAUCAUGAACAACUUGAAGAAUUUCGAUAUACUUAUGGUCGAAUAACUCGAUCAAUGGCAAAAAAAAUGAAAACAUAA